CGUUGACGAUGUGUCGGCUUGUGUGCCAAAGGACAUAAUUGAGACCUUCCCAGAACUCUUCGACGGACUCGGGUGCAUCAACAAAAAGUACAAGAUGGUACUCAAGCCCGGAUCCGAGCCAGUCAUCCAAGCAGCACGCAGGGUGCCCCACCUUCUGAGAGAGCCGCUGAAGAACGAACUCGAGCGCAUGGAAACUGCUCGAAUCAUCACAAAGGUGGACGAGCCAUCAGACUGGUUCGUCCCUGGCAAACAGCUUGUCCUGGCAGAUGCGCUCUCACGGGCACCGUUACCAGGCAGCCAAAAGGGGGCACCGCACAAUGACGUGGAGGUUCACGCAAUCUCCGUCCUCUCAAGCUUGGUCUCCUCAACUACAGAUCGUCACCCUUGGAGGAUGGAAGAUCGCCCAGUGAGCUGCUAAUGGGACGACGCAUUAGGUCGCUGGUCCCUGACUUCACCGUGGA
Messenger RNA from Ixodes scapularis (black-legged tick), 461 nucleotides. RefSeq lists its product as uncharacterized. The coding region runs from base 95 to 418 and encodes 107 amino acids. The record is from RefSeq and is a predicted model, not a curated record. Lineage: Eukaryota; Metazoa; Arthropoda; Arachnida; Ixodida; Ixodidae. The transcript has 3 exons.